Molecule: messenger RNA, 807 nt
Organism: Caenorhabditis briggsae
Lineage: Eukaryota; Metazoa; Nematoda; Chromadorea; Rhabditida; Rhabditidae
Exons: 7
Coding region: 1-807 (268 amino acids)
Source: RefSeq, a predicted model, not a curated record
AUGCACAUGAAUUCCUGCCUCCUACUGGCCAUCACCACCACCGCCACCUUCGCACAGGACUACCCAUGCGUCGAUGCUAAAUUCCAAGCAUGCCAAUAUAACAUGGCAAUGCAACUGGGUCUCAAUGACACUGUUUCUGCUCAGCUCUUCAAGGAUUAUACCAUCAUGUACAACUACUUUUUGUACAUGUUCGGAAGAAAUCCGGGACAAACUGCCGAUAUGUUGACGGUGUGCAACAGCCUUGAAACUUUCAAUCUGUGCAUGCACGGAAAUCGCGGAUGUCUGGAUAUCUCGAAUUUGAUCAAGAAGACCGAUAUUAAUAAUGCUUACGCCACAGAGGCCACCUACCGACAAUACUCGUCCUUCAACUGUGGACCCGGAAUUAAUACCCUUGAACACGAAGGACUCACCUGCCCACAACGUGUCCUUAACACUCAAGCCAACAUUCUUCAAGGAUGUGUCCAGACCUACAUCACCAACGUCGCUAACGAUGGAAUUAAUGGAUGCAAGUAUGGUCAAGACCUCAUGAACUGCUGGUCAGCCCCAUUCCAAACUGCUUCAUGCCGUCGUGAGAACGGAGUUGCCACCUGGUGGGCAUGCGAACAAAACAAGGUUUUCGUCAAGACCACCUUCCCAAGUUGCCCAUUGGCAUGCGAUGAAAAAUUCGGACCAUUCUUUGGUGCAAGUGCCAAUUGGCUCGAUACUCACCAUAAAGUCGUUGACGGAGAACACUGGUUCAAAAUGCCGGAUACUGUAGAGAAGCACGGCAACGAGCUGGUUACUGUCGAUGGAGUUUGGCUGAAAUAA